GACUUCCGCAUCACGGGGUUUCGUUUCUGGAAAAGAAGGGAAAGGGGGAAGAGGGAUUUUGUUGUUGUGCGCCGUCGUUUUUUGUGUUUCCCGGCGCGAGACGGCGCGCUGUGUCCGCCCGCGGUGGCCCUGUUGUCAGGUGACAUUCGCGCAGCAUUGCGGCAACAACGUGUGGUUAAAUGAAAACGUAAACCAUGUUCAGCUUCGAGGGAGAUUUCAAGACGCGACCCAAGGUGUCUCUCGGAGGAGCUAGUAAAAAGGAAGAGAAGGCAUCUCUGCUACAUCGCACGCAGGAGGAGCGACGGAAGCGAGAGGAUGACCGGCGAAGGCUGCGGAACGCCAUCAUCAUUCAGUCAUACAUCCGAGGAUACCGGGUCAGAAAACAGCAGCAUGCGAUCCAGAGGAGCAAAUUUGACCGCACAGUCAGCCAGGCACAGUCUGCAGGGGGCCUUCCCAUCAACGAUGCAGCCAGUCUCAGCCUUUUAGUGCGACAGCUCUUAUUUUUCUAUCGGCAGAGCGAAGACUCCAACCGACUGAUCUGGAUGUGCCAAUGCCUGGUAAAGGCCAACGCGCAGUUUGUCAAGGAGCUCACCGGCUCUGACAGGCACACCUGCGUCUUUCAGAUCAAGAGGAUUCUGGGUUUGUGCUGCAAGCUUUUACAGACUUGUAAGCAAGACAGCUUGAAUGUGACAGCUCCCAUGAGGAUGCUCGAGGUUUUUUCCUCCGAGACGACCUAUUUGCCUGUUCUUCAGGAUGCUAAUUGUGUAGCAGCUCUGAUUGAACAGAUUUUGCACUAUAUGGUACAGAGAGGUUACUACCAGUCACUGUACAUUCUGGUGAACGAAAAGCUUCCUGCGAGCUUAGAGUAUAGCGAUGCCCCCCACGUACCUUUGGCCAGCACCCUCCUGGAGCACACACUCAAACCCUUGCACUUUAGCUACUCCUCCUGCACACCCGGCGCAAGACAGUACGUCUUUUCCGCCUUCACAAAGGAGUUCAUAUCCGCCCCAUUCACAGAGCAGAUAUUCCAUUUCUUCAUUCCGGCCCUGGAGGAUCCACGCCACGCCUUUCCCUUCGAGGUCUUCCUGGCCUCCUUGCAGAGCACGGUGGGCACCUCGGAGAUGGCGCACUGCCAGGCACCCUGGCUCUUCUACUUUGUACUCGCUGUGGGCGAAGCCAACCUAGCAUGCCUGUCGGAGGAAGGCCUCCUCCUGUACUUGCACGCUCUGCAGACCCUCCUGCCACUCCUGCCUGUGGCCGAGGUCAGCUCCAGACAGGAGGUGUCCAGUGACUCUGAGGAGGAGGACGACAGCACUGCACAGGGUCUGGCUGCACAGGAUGACGGGCGAGUGUCUGUGCAGAGGGUCACCGAGGAGUGCAUCCACAGGCUUGACUCCAAGCAGCAGACCAACGCCCUGCUGAGCCUCGUGUGGCGUGACUCCGCCAGUGAAGAGGUCUUCACCAUGAUGGCAUCUGUGUGCCACACACUCAUGGUGCAGCACCGACUCAUGGUGCCCAGGGUCAGGCUUCUGUACAGCUUAGCCUUCAAUGCCCGGUUCCUCAGGCACCUCUGGCACCUCAUAACGUCAAUGACUACCAAGAUGAUCACGGGGUCCAUGGUGCCCCUGCUGCAAGUCAUCUCGCGGGGGUCACCCAUGUCACCAGAGGACUCCAACCGCAUCAUCCCACUCUUCUACCUAUUCAGCUCCCUUUUCAGCCACUCCCUCAUCUCCGUGCAUGACAGCGAGUUCUUUGGCGUCCCAGCAGAAGCGGGUGCCUCUGCAGGCCCGAGCAGGCCGUCCAUGAUGCCCUUCUCGCCAAUGGAGCUUGUGUUGCUGUCGCGUUGCCUGCGCGAUGCCUGUCUGGGGAUCAUCAAGCUGGCGUACCCCGAGACGAAGCCCGAACACCGUGAGGAAUACGUGGCCGCCUUCCGCAGUGUCGGGGUCAAGACCAACUCACAAGUGCAGCAGCGAAUCCAAGCUGAGCAGAAGCGUUGGGUGCAGCUCUUCAAGGUCAUCACUAACCUGGUGAAGAUGGUGAAAGCAAGGGACACCAGGAGACCCUUCUGUCCCCUGGGCCACUGGCUCUCAGAGGAGGUCAACAUCCGAGCUGAUAAGGUCACUCAGCUGUAUGUACCGUCUGCCAGACAUGUGUGGAGAACCCGCAGGAUGGGGCGCAUCGGACCACUACAGUCCACACUGGAUGUGGGCCUGGAGUCCCCGCAGCUCUCAGUAUCUGAGGAGAGACAGCUGGCCAUCCUUACCGAGCUCCCGUUCGUUGUCCCUUUUGAGGAGCGCGUCAAGAUCUUUCAGCGGUUGAUCUAUGCAGACAAAAGGGACAUCCAGGGUGACGGACCCUUUCUCGAUGGAAUCAACAUUACUAUCCGACGUAACUACAUCUAUGAGGACGCAUAUGACAAGCUGUCUCCUGAAAACGAACCGGAUUUGAAGAAGCGGAUCCGCGUCCACCUCCUGAAUGCACACGGUCUGGAUGAGGCCGGUAUUGAUGGUGGCGGAAUCUUCCGGGAGUUCCUCAACGAAUUGCUGAAGACGGGCUUCAACCCCAACCAGGGCUUCUUCAAGACGACCAACGAGGGCCUACUGUACCCCAGCCCCAGUGCCCAGAUGCUCGUCGGAGACUCCUUCACCAGGCAUUACUAUUUCCUGGGGAGGAUUCUGGGAAAGGCGCUGUAUGAGAACAUGCUCGUGGAGCUCCCCUUUGCCAGCUUCUUCCUGUCCAAGCUACUCGGCACUAGCGCCGAGGUGGACAUUCACCACCUGGCCUCCCUGGACCCUGAGGUCUACCGCAACCUGCUCUUCCUCAAGAGCUAUGAUGAGGAUGUAGAGGAGCUGGGGCUCAACUUCACCGUGGUCAACAAUGACCUUGGUGAGGCACAGGUGGUUGAACUGAAGCCAGGGGGAAAGGACAUCCCGGUAACCAACGGUAACCGCAUCGCCUACAUCCAUUUGGUGGCUGAUUACCGGCUCAACAAGCAGAUCCGGCCACAUUGCCUGGCUUUCCGACAGGGCCUGGCCAACGUGGUUAACCUCGAAUGGCUGCGUAUGUUUGACCAGCAGGAGAUGCAGGUCCUCAUAUCUGGUGCGCAUAUUCCCAUUUGCCUGGAGGACCUGAAGAAAUUCACUAACUAUUCAGGUGGCUACUCGGCUACUCAUCCCGUGAUCAAGAUCUUCUGGGAGGUGGUGGAAGGCUUCACGGACGAGGAGAAACGCAAGCUGCUGCGGUUUGUGACAAGCUGCUCCAGGCCUCCGCUGCUAGGCUUUAAGGAGCUGUACCCGGCCUUCUGCAUCCACAACGGGGGCAACGACUUGGACCGCCUCCCCACUGCCAGCACCUGCAUGAACCUACUCAAACUACCGGAGUUCUGCGACCCAAAUCUGAUGCGAAACAAGCUCCUGUACGCCAUCGAGUCAUCAGCUGGAUUUGAGCUCAGCUGAGCGCCGGCCCCUUGGGCCGGGGGGCGAGAUUUGCUGAAGACCAGUCUGGUGAUGGUAAAGGGCACUGGGGGGUUGUCCUAAGUUUUAAUGUUUUCAUUUUAAAUGACCUUAAUUGUAUUUAAUGCGAACAUUGACAACGAAACCUGUGCUGCUUAAGACGGAGAACAUGGAGGGGGAGGAAAAUAUGAAUGGCUUGACAUCCAGAAACCAGGCUUGCUGUUCUGCUGUGGGGCACGGUGUUGCGGCGUCAGAGCAUUCACCAAAGACACGCCCAAGGGGCACAGCUGUUUCCGGCACUUUCCAGAUGCUGAAACGCAGGCAAUAAAACGGCAUGGUGAAAAGUGACAGCUGGGGCGGAACUCCGGCAUGCUCUGCCUCUGGCCGUCUGUGUGUGGAAAGGGAUUUCCAGGGUGAUGCCAGACUGUUAACUUUUGCCCUUUUUCCAUUGGCAGUCAUCAUAAAAUGGGAAAAAAAAAAUCUAGUUUGUGAUUUAUAUCAUAAGUGUUAUCUUUUAUACAUUAACACCAGAGGAUGCAAAUUCUUUCGGUCUGCCUGUAGUGUUGGUUUGAUUUGGAAGCACAUAUGAUCACAGCUGGACACCUGAUGAUGGAUUUGUGAAUAUAUGUAUGUUUACACUGUUUUGAUGUCCUUUACACAGUAAAUGUACAUUUUUUUUCCUUUUCCUCUUAAUUGUGCAUUGGAUAUGCUUCUGUUUUCCCAAAUUAUUAAAAGUGGAAAAAGACAAGUGUGUGCCCCACUUUGCUUAGAAACUGUAUCAACAAAGUGAGACAGAUGUAUUUAAAUGAACUCUGUGUGAACGAUGUCAUUGUGACAUUUAAAUAAAAACGAGAU
Molecule: messenger RNA, 4307 nt
Organism: Scleropages formosus (Asian bonytongue)
Lineage: Eukaryota; Metazoa; Chordata; Actinopteri; Osteoglossiformes; Osteoglossidae
Gene: ube3c
Product: ubiquitin protein ligase E3C
Exons: 24
Coding region: 195-3455 (1086 amino acids)
Biological process (GO): ubiquitin-dependent protein catabolic process; protein polyubiquitination
Molecular function (GO): ubiquitin protein ligase activity; protein binding
Source: RefSeq, a predicted model, not a curated record